AUGCCUCGUCCCAACCCAACCACACAUGCAGGCGACACUUCCUUUCAAGUUUUUGCUGCCUUCCCUCGCGAUAUUGGCUUGCUGAUUUUCGAGCAUUGCAGCCCAUUCGAUCUGGUCGAGCUCGCUGCCACCUCCGUUUCCCUUCGUAGGCUAAUAAACGACCACUCGUACUUGUGGUCCAUCGCAUUCUCCAACGUUUCACGCGGUCAAUGCCCACUUCCCCCUUCCUGUCCAGCAAUAGAAGCCAGUGGUAAUUUUUCUCAAGUCGCAUAUGCUAGAUGGAUCUUCCAAGGAGGGCCGUGUUCGCACUGUGGUCAAUUGACAUCAUCGCUACCCUCUCAUUUUCUUUUGCGGCUAAGAGCAUGCUCGCCUCGCUGCGCAAGAAUUCUCAAGACAUCCAGGUUCCUCUAUUUCGAUAUCAAGCACGAAUACGACAACUUUUCAUUUGGUAAAUGGCUACCCAGAGCCAUAUUCAAUACUACAACCUACGUUUACAAUCUCAAAUCUCUUCAAACGGCGCGAGCAGAAGCCAAAGCGGCGGCCAUUUUCACGCGAGCAGGUACUCUCCGGGGACAUCGGCCACCAGCAUCAUGCAUCUUCGUACUUCGCAACGAAACGGCGCUUGUGGAGGAAUAUGGCCGUCGAGAACGCGCCCGACCGCUGUUGGAGAAGAACGCUAAAAAACUGGAAGCUUGGUCGGCCAAGUACCUGCAAGAGAAGAAGGAUGUUAUAGCACUGAAUAUACAGUUUCUUCAAAGCGUCUGGGCCAAAGAAAACAUCAAACCAAAGCGCUUUCAGGAUGUGCCGAAGGUGCAACAAAUACUAGCCUCGUUCAAUCGCGAUCUCGCGUUGAUUACUCGCAAGGUUUGGGAGGACAAUCGGUCACUGAUUCUGGCCGAAAUAUCCGCACUUGGCCUUGGAGGAGGGAAGGUACAAUGUCGUUUUUGCGAGCGAAUGAUUUCACGUGUCGGAAUGGGGGACCACAUCGUGGAUUGCCAUAAGGAUCAAGAUCCUGAUCUUGUCGUUGCCAAUCUCAAAGGCCGACUGCAUUGCAAACAGUGUCCUACCUCGAAGCGGGUCUUCACGAAGGAAGGGCUCGAACACCACAGACUAUCACAACAUUCUUGA
Mycena indigotica is the source of this 1128-nucleotide messenger RNA. RefSeq lists its product as uncharacterized. The transcript has 11 exons. The record is from RefSeq and is a predicted model, not a curated record. Lineage: Eukaryota; Fungi; Basidiomycota; Agaricomycetes; Agaricales; Mycenaceae. Bases 1 to 1128 code for a protein of 375 amino acids. Gene Ontology annotation, molecular function: protein binding.